ACGCCGCCUGCACUGGAAAACACAACCAUACUGGGAACCGAGGUUCCCGUGCGGGCUGCGUUUUCCAAAGAAGUGCAGGGACUUCUUCCCUGCGUGUCACUGGCAUGGGAGUCCAUUCAAAUGAAUGGGUUCUCGUGCCCGUGCAAAACGCGACCCGCACAGCCGCAUAUAUGUGAACCCGGGGUAAAGCAAGUCGCUGAGAGCCAGAGCCAGACCCUCUCGCCCCCUUCAUAGCCCAACACUCCAGUGAGAGACUGAAAGU
Staurois parvus is the source of this 262-nucleotide messenger RNA. The record is from the annotation of a GenBank genome assembly. NCBI's taxonomy places the organism in Eukaryota, Metazoa, Chordata, Amphibia, Anura, Ranidae.